This is a messenger RNA of Varanus komodoensis (Komodo dragon), 4554 nucleotides long. It is a transcript of the gene C9, whose product is annotated as complement C9. Gene Ontology annotation, cellular component: membrane attack complex. Bases 2434 to 4311 code for a protein of 625 amino acids. Gene Ontology annotation, molecular function: protein binding. The record is from RefSeq and is a predicted model, not a curated record. Gene Ontology annotation, biological process: immune response. NCBI's taxonomy places the organism in Eukaryota, Metazoa, Chordata, Lepidosauria, Squamata, Varanidae. The transcript is spliced from 12 exons.
AUUUAAGUGGCUUCUAUACUUGCAGGGUUUCCAUCUUCUUUGCUCAGUCCUUCCAUGGUUGGCAUGUGUCCCAUCAGCCACUGCACCUGAAAUUUUAGUCUCACACGACGUGGUUGGGACAGCUCCUUCAGCUCUCUCCAGGGACUCAGCAGUAGCUGCAUACCAGGACUGUGGAAACCACAACGCCUGGUUCAGAUAACCAUGGAAACCAUAAAACUGAUGGAUUCUAAUUGUGUUUUCUAGAAUCAAAUGUACCAUGAUGAAAUAUGACGGUUCAGAUGACAUGAUGCGAGAAACCACUGUGGUUUGUUGCGUCAUCUGAACCCACCCCUUGUCUGACUCACAUUCCAUAUCAUCUUGAGGUGCCUCUGCAGAGGUGUCAGGCUUACCUCUUCCACAAAGGGCAUGCCAGUCCAAAUUUGGUGUAAUGAUAGACAACCUCAUGAAGAAAAUAAGGCUUCUUGAAGUUUCCAUCACAAUUAGCCGCUGAGCAAUGGGCAAGCACAUGACUUACCAGAUCACAGCCUUCCCUGGUAUCCUCAGUAGGACCACAUUUCUAUUUCAUUUACAGUAAUUAUGUCAAAAUUGCGUGUGUGUGUGUGUGUGUGUGUGUGUGUACAUUUUAUAAACCUGCACCCUCUUCAUAUCCCUGUUUUCAUGGUGCAUUUGCCCUGUAGGGAACAAUGGAUAAGCAGGCACCUGAGGCUGGAGUUUCUAAAGAAAGAGUGCAAGAAAGACAGGGAGGCUCCUAGUUCAUAUGGUCAGCAGCUAACAUGUAAAGCUGCUAAAGCUUGGAUUUAAAAAGGAUUAAAAAAGAAAUCACAGCCCUGUCUGAGCCGCUGAAGUAGGCCACAGAGCUGCAUAACAGUAUGGCCCUUUUGCUUCUAUUGAACUGACAAAGUCUAGCCAAGUUUAGUCAGGGUUUAGCCUCGUAGUUUCCCUAUUUCUGGUUUAGUCAUCCUCCCUGUUACUGCAUCACUGAAUUUACCCUGUUGACCCAAACAAUUGUACAGUUUCUGGUAAGCAGGAGUUGUCCCAAAUUCUGCCCCCAAAGCUCUCCUGCUUUGUUCAAGGUAGAUUUUUCCAUACUUCAUAGUCAGGAAAACAUCUUUUCUCAGGCACAUUCUCAGGCCUGGUCUAUCCUGCAGCAUGUGGUAAACAGAUGAACCGCACCACUUCAGUGUUCAGGCAUAAAAUAUCAUUUAUUAAUUCUCUCCUCUGCAUACAAAAUAAUAACUGGAAAAAGAAAACUCAUAUAGUUGGAAAGGGCUUUAUCAAUUCUAAAAUUUAGCUUUAAUGUGGGACUUUUUUCUGAGUCUCCCACCUGUGCUUUAAAAUGGUACAGUCUGUUUCACUAUCCUUACCUGUUCCCAAUGUGAAAGUUGUGGCUUUAAUCCCAGCCUGGUGUCCACAUGAACUUGAAAUGCGCUUUUCCCUGUGCUUGCAUGGGACGGGUGAAUGUGCAGCAGUUUGCCAGUGCGAGCAGCCUUCCUGCCCUUUCCCUCAGCCCCUCAGGCAUGGUGGGGAACACUAACACUGGGAAAUGACACACAAGGCUUUUAUCAUGGGGUUGCCCACCCUUGUGCAUGGAAUUCAUCAUGGUCUGGACUUGUCAUCUUUGACUUGUAAGCCUGCUUCAUUUCCCAGCGUAUUUUCCAAAUGCACCAAGUCUUUUGACGGGGAGUGCUAAGAGCCUUCCCUCUAUUUGCAUCUGGAGAUUGCCCUCCUUCCAAGUAAGUUGGCUACUUGCACAUCACCAAAAGAACGGGCAAAAGAGGACAGUGAUUUGCACAAAAUUUGCUAUUUUCUCAUGGUAGAGUGAGACCUUUUAGAAGUGGGGUGACCACUCAGGCAUUGCAAAAAAAAAAAAAACAAUGCUUAAAAUAAUUUCAGGUAAAUAAUCUAUCAAUAACUUUCCACUGAGAACCCCACAGUUUCCUUUGGAUACAGUUUGAACACCACUUGCCAGCCACACUUUUAACAUUAACCACUAAAGUUGGCAUUCCAUGCCAGUGAUAGUUUUUUCAAUUGUAUGAAAUCUUGACACCACAGAUGUGGUCUAACUUGCUUUCUGGAUGUGACUCUCGCGUACCAGUAUUCAUUCAAUUGGAAGUUGUUCUUAGGCAUUGUUUCAAUAUAGUAAAACAAUGAAAUCUGACUCAUGUUUCUUUGGUCACCCAUAACUUGUGGACCUGGAGAAAGUACACAAGUUUGGCUUCCCCUUCUCCUCUUCCAUCUAUGGGGAUUACCCAGCACUUUCUGGAUCCAGCCAAGUCAAUAAACUCCAGAGCACUUCUCGUAAGUUCCCAUCAGACUCAGCCUACCUCUGGCACAGCUUCUGUUUGCUGUCCUGCUAAUAUAUAACAAAACAAAGGAUUAAAAGCCUACUGUUUCAAGACUAUCUUUUCUAGCACUGAUACCUAGAAAAGCACCAUGUCUACAUUCUUGCCUCUUAUAGGGGUGUUCCUAAUUUUUGGCUUUGCUUCAGCAGGGAAGGCAAGGGUGACAAGAGAACCUGCUGCACCAGAACCCAUCGACUGCUGGCUGAGCACCUGGAGUGAAUGGGGGCCAUGCAAUCCCUGCACCAAAGAAAGUUAUCGCUCGAGGAGUGUCCUGCGGUAUGGGCAGUUUGGAGGGAGGCCAUGCUUGGAAUCUCUGGGAGACAGAAAGAGGUGUGUGCCAGACUCACCCUGCCCUGACGAGCAAAGCGAUUGCGGCAAUGACUUCACCUGUGACAAUGGACAUUGCAUAAAGAAAAGGCUGCUUUGUAAUACUGAAGAUGACUGUGGUGACAUGUCUGAUGAAGCAGAAUGUGAAGACAUGAACCUAGCUCCCUGUCGUGACCGCAUCAUUGAUGUGUCAGAGAUAGGAAGAACAGCAGGUCGUGGUCUCAACAUUCUAGGUUUGGAACCAAGGGAAAGCCCAUUUUUCAAUGAGUUUUACAACGGAAUGUGCGACAGAGUCCGUGAUGGGAAUAGUGGCAUAUAUUUUCGCAAGCCAUGGAAUGUUGCCGUGCUCAAUUAUGAUACAAAAGGAGACAAAAGAUUCACAGAACAGUACUAUGAUGACCAGGUAACAACAAUGGAAAAGAUGUUCAGCUUCAAAGAAAAAACUUUCAACGUAGACUUAUCUCUAAAACUGAUUGCCACCGAGCCACAAGGUUCAUCUGCACCAGCUGAGACCCAGGCUGAACAAUCACCUUCAGAGACCCAGGCUGAACAAUCACCUUCAGAGACCCAGGAUGAAGCAAAACAAGCUUCUGGGACAGGAGAUACAGCUGCAUCACCUCCUAAGUCAAAGCACGAUGCGCAUCUCACCUUCAAUUUCAAAUCAAGCAAAACUAGCAAUAUCUCUACCUUCUUGAGAGAGACUAAAGGCAAGAAUUACCGAUUUCUCCACGUGAAAGCAAACCUUGAGCUGGGAACAUUUAUCAUGAGAAGACGUGAUCUUCGCCUCACUGAAACAUUCCUUGACGAUUUAAAAAAUCUGCCCAGUCAAUAUGAGAAAGGAGAAUAUUUUUCAUUUCUGGAAACUCAUGGAACGCACUAUGCACAGAAGGGAACAGUUGGAGGAAAAUAUGAGCUCAUUUAUAUACUGGACAAUGAAACAAUGACAAGGGAAGGAGUCUCCGUUUCAGAUGUAAAGGACUGUCUGGGUUAUAAUUUGGACACUGGUAUAAAUAUGGGGGUUCUGGAUGCAAGUUUUACAGCUGGAGGUCGUGACUGUAAAAACAACACAAUUGUAAAAGCCUUUUCUUCAUCCCACAAGCCAAUAAUUACUGAUGUGAUUUCUCUAGUCCAAGGAGGAAAGACCAUUGCUUUAGCUAGGCUGAAGGAAAUGCUGUCAAGAGGCGGGAAAGUGGUUGAUGUAGAAGAUUAUGUGCAGUGGGCUGCCACACUCCCCGACAAUCCCACUGUGAUCAAACAAGAAACCACUCCAAUCUCUGCUCUCGUUCCACUGAAUAUGCUUGAUGCUGACAUCAAGAAACAAAACCUGGACCAAGCAGUGGAGGACUACGUGGCCGAAUACAACGUGUGCAAAUGCAAGCCCUGUCUAAAUGGCGGGACUGCGCUUCUGGUGAAUGGAAGAUGUGAAUGCGGAUGCUCGUCCUACUUCAAGGGAGAAGCCUGCGAGAUUCCCACAUCAACUAUUAAAGCAGGUCAGGUAGCCAUUGAUGGGGGUUGGAGCUGCUGGUCUAGUUGGUCUUCCUGUGAACAGGGACAACGUCUUCGAACAAGAACGUGCAACAACCCUGAAGCAAGUGGGGGCAAACCAUGUGCUGGAGCACACUCUGAACCAGGCUACUGCUGACAGAAAGCAUCUGCAAAAGACCAGGAAAGGUUGUUGAACAUUCUGUCUGUGCAUCUUUUGGCAGGUGCCUCAUGGGAAAGUAGCACAGCCUGAAUUGUCCUUUGAUGUAUACAUUCUGUUUCCUGCUCUCAAAGAGAUUUAAAAGAUAAGCCAGCCGAUCGCUGAAUCGCAAAGCUCUAGUUAUUGUUAACUUUAAAAAAAAGAGUUGACAAUAAAUUUAAGUUGAUGAAUUGCUGGGUUUGA